AAUGUCUAAAAAGCAUUACACCAAUACGGAAAGAAAACUUUUCCUGGAAAUUAUCAAAAGAUUUUCCCAUGUUAUUGAAAAUCGCAAAAGCGAUUGUUCCACCUUGAAAGCUAAAGAGGCUGCGUGGAGUGAAAUCGAGGAAAAAUACAAUGGCUCAGUACUUAUUGCAGAGCAGAGGUCGGUUAAACAGUUAAAAAAAAUGUGGAGCAACAUGAAGCUGCAGCAGAGAAAUGCUUUAACUCAGGAAAAGCAAGAUGUAAUGGCAACGGGAAACUUAAAUGUUCCAAUAAAUGUUGCUGAAGUGGACCCAGAUAUAGCCGCUAUAGUUCCUGAUUUAAUGGCCACUGCGCCAUCAUAUUUUUCAUCAAACUUCUCGGAAGAUUUAAUAAAUGAACGUCGAGAAGCAGUUUUUGAUGAUGAAGAAGUAUCAACAGAGUCCCUCAGAAAUGUUGUAACUUCUAAUUCUGAGAUUCAGGAAUCAGAGGUUUCAUUCCUUUUGAACACGGCAUCUUCUGUGAUUGAUGUUAAAAAGAGACGUUUUCAAGAAGAUGAAAUUAAUUGUUCACAAACAUCGACUCCUUUGUCUGUGAAAAGGAGGUGCAUGAGCAUGCUCGACUAUGAAAAAUUGGACAUAGUGCGCUCUACAGCAAGUAGUAAAGUAGACAAGCAAAAGCUUGAUAAGGAGACGAAAAAGACUGAGCGUUUGUUGAAUAUAAUGAAAAAAGAGGAAGAGCUGCUUUCGUUAAAAUUGGAGCACCAAAUUAGAAAACAGAAGUUAGAAAUGGAGCAUUUAAAAAAAAUCCACGAAUUAGAAAUUCGUAAAGCCGAAGCAGAAGCUCAAUUGGCGGAAAUGCGGUUAACACAGGCAAUAGAGCUUACACCAUUGUGA
Molecule: messenger RNA, 889 nt
Organism: Leptopilina boulardi
Lineage: Eukaryota; Metazoa; Arthropoda; Insecta; Hymenoptera; Figitidae
Exons: 3
Coding region: 2-889 (295 amino acids)
Source: RefSeq, a predicted model, not a curated record